Triplophysa dalaica is the source of this 2590-nucleotide messenger RNA. It is a transcript of the gene mcm6l, whose product is annotated as MCM6 minichromosome maintenance deficient 6, like. Lineage: Eukaryota; Metazoa; Chordata; Actinopteri; Cypriniformes; Nemacheilidae. Gene Ontology annotation, biological process: double-strand break repair via break-induced replication; mitotic DNA replication; DNA replication initiation. Gene Ontology annotation, molecular function: single-stranded 3'-5' DNA helicase activity; ATP binding; single-stranded DNA binding. Gene Ontology annotation, cellular component: nucleus; MCM complex. The record is from RefSeq and is a predicted model, not a curated record. The transcript has 17 exons. The coding region runs from base 27 to 2507 and encodes 826 amino acids.
UUGGUGUCAGGUGUGAUUUUUGUCUGAUGGAUCCCGGGUCUGAAGCUGCGCCCGCGGGCGUACAUGCACGCGACGAGCUCUCCGAGAAAUGUCAGAAGUUGUUUCUAGAGUUUUUGGAAGAGUUUCAGGAUAAAAACGGUGAUGUUUUAUAUCUGGCUGAUGCGCAAGAGUUGAUCAGACCGGAGAGAAACACUCUCACUGUCGGCUUCAGUAACAUUGAGCACUACAACCAGCAGCUGGCCACCACCAUCCAAGAGGAAUAUUACAGGGUUUAUCCGUAUCUCUGUCGAGCAGUUCGGCACUUCGCCAGAGAUCAGGGAAACAUUCCUCCAUCAAAAGAGUUUUAUGUGGCCUUCUCAGACUUUCCAUCCAGACAAAAGAUCCGUGAGCUCUCUACCGCGCGCAUCGGCACUCUUUUACGCAUCAGCGGGCAGGUGGUGCGCACUCACCCCGUACACCCGGAGCUGGUCAGCGGUACUUUCCUCUGCCUGGACUGUCAGUCUGUCGUCAAAGAUGUGGAGCAGCAGUUUAAAUACACGCAGCCGACCAUCUGCAAGAACCCUGUGUGCGCCAACCGACGCAGAUUCAUGCUGGACACCAACAAGUCCCGCUUUGUUGACUUCCAGAAAGUGCGCAUCCAAGAGACGCAGGCGGAGCUGCCGAGAGGCUGCAUCCCACGCAGCCUGGAUGUGAUCCUAAGGGCUGAGGCUGUGGAAACUGCACAAGCAGGAGAUCGUUGUGACUUCACCGGCACAUUGAUUGUUGUACCUGAUGUGUCAGCUCUGGCCAUCGCAGGCACGCGGGCAGAAACCAGCAGCAGGGUGACGGGGAAAGAGGGAUUUGAUGCCGAUGGUAUUCAGGGGCUCAAAGCUUUGGGGGUCCGGGAGCUGUCGUACAGAUUAGCCUUCCUCGCCAACUACGUUGCUCCAACUAACCCACGGUUUGGAGGCAAGGAGCUUCGUCCAGAAGAUCAGACGGCAGAGAGUGUGAAGAAUCAGAUGACUGUGCAAGAAUGGGAGAAAGUGUUUGAGAUGAGCCAAGACAAGAACCUUUAUCACAACAUCUGCACCAGCCUGUUCCCCACCAUCCAUGGCAAUGAUGAAAUUAAACGUGGAAUUCUGCUUAUGUUAUUUGGUGGCGUUGCCAAGACCACCAUGGAGGGGACGUCUCUGCGAGGGGACAUCAACGUUUGCAUCGUUGGAGACCCGAGUACAUCAAAGAGCCAGUUUCUCAAACAUGUGGAGGAUUUCGCACCCAGGGCGAUCUACACCAGUGGCAAAGCCAGCAGUGCCGCGGGUCUGACCGCUGCUGUAGUAAAAGACGAGGAAUCGCACGAGUUUGUCAUUGAAGCAGGAGCUCUCAUGUUGGCCGACAACGGGGUUUGUUGUAUCGAUGAGUUUGAUAAGAUGGACCUCAAAGAUCAGGUGGCCAUACAUGAAGCCAUGGAACAGCAGACCAUCUCCAUCACAAAGGCUGGUGUAAAGGCCACUCUGAACGCACGCACUUCCAUUCUGGCUGCUGCCAAUCCCAUUGAUGGCAGAUACAACCGUGCCAAAUCUCUGAAGCAAAACGUCAACAUGUCGGCACCCAUCAUGUCCAGAUUUGACCUUUUCUUUAUACUGGUGGAUGAAUGCAAUGAGGUGACCGACUACGCCAUCGCCCGCAGGAUUGUAGAUCUUCAUGCCAGGAACGUGGAGUCAGUCGAAAGAGUUUACAGUACGGAUGAAGUCCAGAGAUACAUACUGUUCGCCCGCCAGUUCCAGCCCAAAAUAACUCCAGAGUCUCAGGAGUUUGUUGUAGAUCAGUACAAACGUCUGAGACAGAGAGAUGGAGGCGGGACUUCAAAGUCAGCCUGGCGAAUCACAGUCCGGCAGCUGGAGAGCAUGUUACGCCUGUCUGAGGCCAUGGCCAGACUUUACUGCUCAGAUGAGGUUCAGCCCAAACACGUGAAAGAGGCCUUCAGACUUCUGAAUAAAUCCAUCAUUCGGGUGGACUCUCCCGACAUCAAUUUCGACCAAGAGCAGGAAAAUGAUGUAAACGAUCAGAAUGAGCUGUUUGUGAAAGAGACUGAGGCGCCGAAAGGAGUUUAUGAGAACGGUCAUCCAGAGGAACCUAUGGACACAGUUGAUGCAGCAGGAAAGCCGGAGAAAGCUGUUGCAGACAAACAAGCACUGAGAAUGUCAUUUUCUGAAUAUAAGAGAAUCUCCAACCUGCUGGUGCUUCACAUGCAGAAGAUGGAACAAUUGGAUGAGGAGGCAUCGCUUAAGAAGAGUGAACUGAUCAACUGGUACCUGAAGGAGAUGGAGAGUGAAAUCGAGUCUGAAUAUGACCUCAUCGCUAAGAAGAAUCUCAUCGAGAGGGUUCUGCACAGACUCGUUCAUUAUGACCAUAUCAUCAUCGAGCUGACUAAAACAGGGCUGAAGAAGAUCAGUAAGGAUGGAGACGAACCUGUUAUGGAGGAAGAUCCAUUUUUAGUGGUGAAUCCCAAUUAUAUACUGGAAGACUAGUUGUAUUGGCUUCACCGACAUUAAGAUUUCUUACCUACUGUUUCAUGCAUGAAUCCUAAAUUAUGACAAACUAUAUAUGUGAC